Messenger RNA from Caenorhabditis elegans, 822 nucleotides. RefSeq names its product DeHydrogenases, Short chain (gene C55A6.3). The coding region runs from base 9 to 761 and encodes 250 amino acids. The transcript has 4 exons. The record is from RefSeq and is marked reviewed. Lineage: Eukaryota; Metazoa; Nematoda; Chromadorea; Rhabditida; Rhabditidae.
GUUACGCUAUGUCCCCAGGAAGUGUUGUUGUCACUGGAGCCAAUCGUGGAAUUGGUCUUGGACUUGUCAAACAAUUUGUCAAAGAUAAGAAUAUUCGUCAUAUUAUUGCAACUGCAAGAGACGUUGAAAAGGCUACUGAUUUGAAAUCUAUCAAUGAUCCACGUCUGCAUGUUAUCCCAUUGGCACUUACAUGUGAUAAAUCAAUGGACAAAUUUGUAUCAAAAGUUGGUGAUAUCGUUGGAUCGGAUGGACUCAAUUUACUUGUCAAUAAUGCGGGAAGUGCUGUGAAAUAUUCAACCAAAGCAGAACCCAGCCGUGCCAAACUUGUGGAGCAGUUCGACGUGAAUACUUUCAGCGUAGUUAUUUUGAGCCAAAAACUACUACCACUUCUCACGAAAGCAUCAUCCAAAGUGUCUGGAGAUGAACUUUCUGUGUCACGUGCUGCAGUUGUCACAAUCUCAUCUGGACUCGGAUCAAUCACUGAGAACACAAGUGGAUCUGGAGUCAUCGAAGGUCUUGCAUACAGAAUGAGCAAAUCUGCAGUUAAUAUGUUUGCUCGAACAUUUGCAAUUGAUAUGAAAGAUGAUUACAUUUUGGCAGCCAACUUCUGUCCAGGAUGGGUUCAAACUGAUAUGGGAGGAAAACAUGCUGCUUUAACGGUGGAGCAAUCGACUUCUCAGCUAGUUUCCAGUUUCAAUAAACUCGACAAGACUCACAAUGGAGGAUAUUUUCGCAAUAAUCUUACCCCAUUUCAAUUUUAAAUGUCCAAUGUAAAAGGGAACUGUCAAAUUUUAGAGAUGUGCAGAAUAAAACUUUGGAUUC